Molecule: messenger RNA, 1123 nt
Organism: Solenopsis invicta (red fire ant)
Lineage: Eukaryota; Metazoa; Arthropoda; Insecta; Hymenoptera; Formicidae
Product: reticulocyte-binding protein 2 homolog a-like
Exons: 2
Coding region: 428-1123 (231 amino acids)
Source: RefSeq, a predicted model, not a curated record
CAGGGCCUAUAAUCUCUUAUGUAAAUUUUGUAGACAGCGUUUGUGGCGUCCUCGCUGUACCACCCUAGGCCAAAUGGAACUAUUAAGCAAUAUCUGUCGGUAAAAUGGUUGAUAAAUCUCGCAUGGUACAUACUGGUUCAUGCUUUGUUUUCGUUACAUGUGCAACCAUGUGCAACGCAGAACGUGCGCAGAUCUAUAUUUCAAUAUAUUUCAAAAGUAUUCAGCAGUGUUCAGCAGUGUUCAGCAGUGUUCAGCAGUGUUCAACAGUGUUCAGAUUUUGUCCGGAAAGAAGAGAAAGAAGUAGUUUAGAGGCCUACCCGUACAACCUAUUGAUAAGAAAUAUGAGAAAUUGUUGCGUCUCUGGAUGUUCUUCGGGCUACAAAGCUCCUCGUCAUGAGUUUCCAAAGAAUGCCGAACGGCGAAAAAAAUGAUUCUGCAUAUGGAACCAUUAGAAAACGAAAAAGAAAUAAAAAAGUUGAGAGUAUGCUAUAGACAUUUUUGUGACAACGAUUAUAGCGGAUCUGGAACAAAAAGGAUAUUAUUACAUUUUGCUGUCCCAUCUGUAAAUAUUCCAUUUGUAAAUGUGCCGCAACAUAUAGCAGAAUCAGUUGAAAAUGUAGAUUACAGUGAACAUGUAGCACAACAUCAACAACAAGAACAAGAAGUAUUAAACGAACAAAGUACAAUUUCACAAGAAAAACAUGAAGAAUUGGUUACAAAUAGCGAGACACAAUUACAACACAUGCAAGAAAUAUUAAUACAGCAACAAGCAAUAUUAACACAGCAACAAGAAACAUUAACGCAGCAACAAGAAAAAAUUUUUAAUAUUGAAGAAACAUUGAAAGUUCAAGCUAAAGAUCGACCCAAUCUUGAAGAAGUUACUCGAAAAAUCUUAUUAAGUCCUAAAGCUAGGAAGUUAUAUGAUAGAAUUGUUAAAAUGAAAAAAAUUAAAAGACAGCAAAAGAGACGUUUUAAGACUACAAAACAAAACAAGUCACAAAUAAUACAACUAAGUACAAGUAAUUAUAAAGGGAAUGUUGAUGCAACAACACAUGUGCGGCAGAAUUUUGUAAAUAUGAUUGUCAGAAAUAAUCAUGUAGCACAACAGGUACAUCAUUCCUAA